Molecule: messenger RNA, 4173 nt
Organism: Hyla sarda
Lineage: Eukaryota; Metazoa; Chordata; Amphibia; Anura; Hylidae
Gene: ZC3H7A
Product: zinc finger CCCH-type containing 7A
Exons: 23
Coding region: 303-3152 (949 amino acids)
Biological process (GO): miRNA processing
Molecular function (GO): metal ion binding; protein binding; miRNA binding
Source: RefSeq, a predicted model, not a curated record
UAUUCAUUGUGCAUCUUCUAGCCCAUGCGUUGUAAAUAAUAAUGUUAUUUGCUUUUCUAGUCCAGUACACACAGGUAUACAUAUUCAUGAUGAAUCCCUAUUUCACUCAUUCCAAUAGUACGUCGUGCCAUGCUGGCAUCCAGAAUGCCAAAGCUUGAGCCUUCUUGCUGCUCUUCGGUCCUUCCGCCUGUAGGUGGCGCUGUGACAAUUGACGUUCCCGGUUUUCUAGUCUCACCCACUGAAGAAACGGCGCUUGAACCGCCAGAUUUGUGACCAUUGAGCAAUCUGAUGAGGAGAACAUCAUGUCCCACGUGUCAAGUGACCGUCGGAGCCGGCAGGAGGAUAUAAAGAGCGGCAUGGAAUUCAUUCAGUCUCCGUUGCCAUUUCCUGGAUCACAAGAAGAUUAUGAGAUUUUUAUUCAUAAGCUCGUAAGAAACCUAUUCAAUGAAGGAAAUGACCUGUACAGAGAGGCACUUAAGGAUGAGGCCAUUAACCAGUACACUGAGGCCCUUAGCAUUGCCACAUAUGCUGCAUCUGAAGAGAUUGCCAUUAAAAGCGAGACCCUGGAAAAGCUGCAUGUGAAUCGGGCUUUAUGUUAUAUAGACACGGGUUUCCAUGAGGAUGCUUUGAGAGAUUGUGAAGAUGUGAUACGUAUUAAUGAGAAAAACCUAAGGGCUCUGUAUUGCAAGUCUAAAGCCUUAUUUACUCUAGAGAGAUAUAAAGAAGCUUAUGAAGCAAUUGCAAAAUGCUCUAUCAUUGCCCCAAAAGAUGAGAGUGUGGUAAAAUUGACCCGUGAACUGGCUGUGAAGCUGGGGCUAAAAAUUAGGAAAGCCUAUGUUAGGACACAGCCUAAUUCUCAGGUUACAGCUGUGGAUCCAUCAGAAAAGAUGUGUGAUAGUUUUGCAGAUCAAAUUGAGCCCGAUUUGCCAGAAUUUGAUGGCCAUGAACCUCUUUAUGUGCCUUUCUCUACACUGAGCCUCAACAAUGGACCAUUCAGAGAGACAUCACCUGUUCCAGCCCCGUCAGUCUCUCCAAGUGUGCCCCUGGUCUCUGAGACUGGAAUAUUCCCCUCUGCACUUAUAAGUAGUGAUACGUCUGCUUUAUUUCCACUGUCAAACUUACGUGAUGAAAUUAUUGGUGAUGAAUUGGACCUCAUCCUCGAUUCUGUGCCAUCAUGCAAUGGGCUAAACAUGGCUAGCAGUGCUGUAAGGGGUACCAGCAGGCUGACUGACUUUCCAGGACUGGAGCCGCCCUUGCCAUACCAGGGUUUUGCCUUUCCCCAGAUGUUAAGCCACAGCAUGGACAGUUUUCCCCUAAACCCCCUACCUAUGACAAGCUCCCAAAGAGAUGUUUCUGUAUUAGAUCAUUUUAAUGGUAUACCUAAGGCAAGUCUAUUAGACCCAACUCCGUUUCCUGGAAAUGAUUCCACAUACUUUCUUAGAUCGGAUAGCCCUCUAGAUUUUUCUGGGGCACAUAAGAAAGGACAUUUGUUAGAAGGUGUUAAUGGGGAGCCAUCUAUUGUGACUAGUAUCAAUAACUCUGGGAAGAUCGCUAAUCCCCUCGAAGACACCCAUGAGUUCAGACAGGCCUGUCUGCAGUGUUUUACCAAAGCAGGAUUAAAGCCCUUGAGCUACAAUUUUCACCCUAAUCUGGAUCAUAAAUGCAAAAAAGACAUUUUUAUAGGGAAAUUAAAGAGUUCUGCAGAUGACACAUGGAAGAGCAUAAGACCAAGACCAACCAAGAACCACUAUGCUGGUCAAUACUACAUAUGUAAAGAUGUUGCUCAAGGCAUUGAGUGCACUUAUCCAGGAUGCUGCACAUUUGCAUAUUGUCAAGAAGAAAUUGAUGUUUGGACCCUGGAGAGGAAAGGAAUGUUCUGCAGAGAAGCAAUGUUUGGAGGCAACAUCAAAGUCAAUCUGACAAUCCCUCAUCUUUUACAGGAGUAUUCCGGGAUGUUUGUUUUUCUGUGUGAGAAAUGUUUUGAUCACAAACCCAGGAUUAUUAGUGAAAAAAAUAAGGAUAACCCCUUUAGCUGUUCACAUCCCGUUGCAAAGCAUCAUUUUGAAGAAAAUAAGUGUCUUGUUCACAUGUUCCGAGACUCUGUUGUAAAAUACUGCAAAAUCCGUCCAUUCAGCCAUCAUGUUGUACUUGAUCUUUGUCGGCAUGAAGUUAGAUACGGAUGCUUAAGAGAUGAUGAUUGCUUCUAUGCCCACAGCUUAGUGGAACUUAGAGUCUGGGUCAUUCAAGAAAAGACAGGAAUUUCCUUCGAAAGAAUUGUUCAGGAGUCUGAGUCCUAUUGGGCAAAGGAGUCCAGUUCACUAAAGCCCCAGUUGUUAACCGUUAACAAUAAUCCAGGAUAUCCAAAUUUCAACAUCAAAUUUGUUUGUGGGCAAUGCUGGAGAAAUGGUCAAGUGAUUGAAUCAGACAAAAACAGAAAAUACUGUAGUGCAAAGGCAAGACACACAUGGACCAAAGAUCGCCAGGUUGUUCUUGUGAUGUCCAAUGAGCGUAAAAAGUGGAUAUCUAUCCGACCAUGUCCUACCAAGAAGCCAGUACCAGUUCAAUUUGAGUUGUGUCAUCAUAUAUUGAAUGGGAAAAAAUGCCAAUAUAUAGGAAACUGUGCAUUUGCUCACAGCCAAGAGGAGAAAGAGAUAUGGACCUUCAUGAAGGAUUUGGGCAUUCAGGAUAUGGAGCAAUUGUAUGAGAAGUUGAACAGCAAGAAAAUGGCAAAAGGAAAUGAGGUUUCAAGUCAAGUGAACAAACAAAUUCACCUUCCCACCGACUAUGCAGAAACCACAGUUGAUUUUCAUUGCUGGCUUUGUGGUAAAAACUGCAAUAGUGAGCGUCAGUGGAAGAUGCAUAUCUCAUCAGAAAAGCAUAAAGAAAAAGUUUUCCACUCUGAAGAUGAUCAGAACAUCUGGCAGCACCGUUUCCCUACUGGUUGUUUUAGCAUAUGUAAAAGGUUCUUAUCUGGUACAUGUGUAAAUGGAGACCAAUGCGACUAUGCUCAUGGAAAUGCUGAACUUUUGGAAUGGGAAGAAAGAAGCAAAGUUCUACGCCUAAAACUAGAGAAAGCUCGCAAGGAUCAGCUGAUUAACCCUGAUGAUAAUGACUUUGGGAAAUAUAGUUUUUUGAUUAAGGAUUUGAAAUAAGCGUCGGACACUGGAAACAAACCACAACGCGGAUGAAAUGGUGUAAGAGUUAAAACACUCCUGAUCUUGUUAGAACAUCAUCCGGUCCUGCUCUUUUUGAUGUUCUGAGUCUUAUAAGCAGAACAGCAUUUAGUGGAUCCCUUACAAAAAAAAAGAUCCUGGUUUCCGAGUUAAAUAUCAAGAAGUAAGGGAGCAAUACUAACAUGUACCUAAGUCAGGAUUGCAGACUGAUACAUUAUUGUAAUGGUUAAUUAAAUAAAUCUUAGAUUUUACAGGGAAGGGUUAAUUACUUGUGAAAAUGAUUAGUCUCAGAUUCAUAUUUUAUUCUAGCCUUGGUCCGUUUGUGUAUUUAUGAUAUACAUUUUUAGAAUAUAUAUUUUUAUAAAGAAAGUCCAUACAUAGCAACAGAUUAAAAAUUAACAUUUCCUCUUUUUUUUUUUUUUUUCCGUUUUAUUCCAAAUAUUUGCUGUCCCUCUGGCAACCAAUGGAUUAGUCUCCAAAGGGGAGCUUUGUAAGGCACAGCAGACGCCAUUGGUUAGGUUUGUUUGCCGUCUUGCAAAAGUGUUAAUGUCACAUAGUAUUAGGAUAGGACGCCACGUGAACAGAGUAUUAAUGUUAUUGCUGUCAUUUAUAUCAUAAUGUGACUGUGAGUACAUUGUGUUAGUACAUUGCCUGCAGUGUGUAAGAGCGGAGUCCUCUAUACCAGGCUACUGAGCUGCAAGCCUCACAUGGCCCAUACUCAGUUGGGUGUAAUAGCUUCAGGCAUGGGCUAAAAAUCUUUUUGACAGUAUAUUAAAGGGUACCUCUCAUCAAAAAAACUUUUGAUAUAUUAUAGAUUAAUGUAUGCAGAAUAACUUUACAAUUGCAUGUUAUUAAAAAAUAUGCUUAUUUCUAUUUAAUUUUCCACUUUGAAGAAAUGACCACUAGGGGUCUCCCUACCAGUCCUGGCAGCAAGUAUUUCAGACUCAUGCUGGAGUCCUAAACACUACGAGCUGCCAGUCUGCUUUGUUCACAAAGGAGA